AUGCCCAGGAAACCCACGCCGGCAGCCAAGCAGCGCGUGAGGACGGGUUGUUUGACGUGUCGCAGGCGCAGAAGAAAAUGUGAUGAGCAGAAGCCCAGAUGUGCGAAUUGUGAGGUUAAGGGAUUUGCUUGUAAAUAUGGAGCUGAUUUGGCAUUUGUUUCGCCGAGGGCUGGUCUUGCGCAUGGGUCGGGUUUGGGGCAGGGGUAUAGCUCUAUCACGUUUGUUGAUGAUUCGCCUCUUGCAGCUGGGAGUAAAGACAAAUCGAAAGAGCAGCAGCCUCCACCAGAUGAGGAACAGAACAAUCCUGCGUUCGCUGAUGGUCUGCAGCCAUCAGUUGGAAGCCAUGAUGAGACGGGAGAUGGUCGGGCUUUUGAAUUUCAAAGCAUUUUAUCGGCCGACGUGCCGAGUGUUGAUUUCUCAGAACCUCCAGUUCCAUUUGCUGGAAGACGGAGCACGCCAGAUGCCCGGUUCAUGACUAGUCCUUCCUACUUUAGACAUGUGGGUUCUGUUGCUAGUUCACAGACAAUCGAGCGCCGGGGGCUAUUCGCAAAUGGAAGCCAAGAAACAGAUCUGCUACGACAUUUCCGUUAUCAUGUUGGUCCGUGGAUUGACACCGGAGAUCCUGAGCUCCCAUUCGGACUUCAAGUGUUGCUGCUUUCGCGGACGAAUCGGGCUUUACAAGCUGCGGUGCUUUCACUCUCUGCUGGACAGAGAAUGCUUCUGCCAUUGGCGACCAGUGAGGAUGUUGAGAGCAGUCGGCAGUUCCGGAAAGAGGCGAAAGAGAGUCUUGCAGUCGAGUCUGAUUUGGCUAGACAUGCUGGUCAAACACUCUUGAUGCUUCAAGAUGUUUUGCCUGCUGGACCACAGCGGUGGAGGAAUAUUCUUAUGCACAGCAUAGAACAAGGAUGUGACUUUUCAUCGCAGGCCGGUCUGGGAGAAGAAGUUGGAGAGGCGUUGUUAUGGCUUUACUUUCGACUCGAUCUCGCAGGCUGCAUCUCGUCUUCCAAGCCACCGCUAAUUCCUUUCCGAUCAUUACUGCGGCGCGACGAUUGUCAGAAAUGGUACAACGAGCGCCCAGUAGAUGUCCAGCAGAUUGUGGAUAUUCGAGGUGGAGAGGCUGAUCAAAUUGAUCCUGAUCACAACUCGUCCUUCCCGAUUCUUAUCUACACGACGCCAAUGGCGCUGGUCGCUAAUGCUGUCUACCAUAUUACCUCUUUGCUACUAUUGACACACAAACCACGGCUUUUGAAAUCUCUUCCAGGUGCUAGGUGUUACACCUCGCAUAUUUGGCAUGCACAGUCGAUAGCUGGGAUUGCAGCAAGCAAUGAUUCCCCAGAGCAAUGGGACCCGAUUUUAAUUGCGAGUCUUCUCACUAUUGCCCGCGAUAUGACACAUGAGUCGCAACAGGUUGUGCUGUUGGAACGAUUAGCCAGGAUCACUGCCACGACGGGGAUAAAUCUUGACCGGGAGACUGAGGCGCUACAAGCAUCGUGGAAUAUGGCGCGAUAUGAGGAGGAAUUUGAUGAUGAAGCUGAUGUAUGA
This is a messenger RNA of Penicillium canescens, 1542 nucleotides long. Its product is annotated as Zn(II)2Cys6 transcription factor. Gene Ontology annotation, biological process: positive regulation of transcription by RNA polymerase II. Gene Ontology annotation, cellular component: nucleus. The transcript has 5 exons. Bases 1 to 1542 code for a protein of 513 amino acids. NCBI's taxonomy places the organism in Eukaryota, Fungi, Ascomycota, Eurotiomycetes, Eurotiales, Aspergillaceae. The record is from RefSeq and is a predicted model, not a curated record. Gene Ontology annotation, molecular function: zinc ion binding; transcription cis-regulatory region binding; DNA-binding transcription factor activity, RNA polymerase II-specific.